Aspergillus caelatus is the source of this 1054-nucleotide messenger RNA. Its product is annotated as extracellular proline-rich protein. NCBI's taxonomy places the organism in Eukaryota, Fungi, Ascomycota, Eurotiomycetes, Eurotiales, Aspergillaceae. The record is from RefSeq and is a predicted model, not a curated record. The transcript has a single exon. The coding region runs from base 13 to 936 and encodes 307 amino acids.
CUACUAUCCAAAAUGAAGUUCUCCAACGCUGCUGCUCUCGGCCUCAUGGGCUGUGCCCUGGCCCUGCCCAAGCACAUCGAGGGCGGCAACCGUCAGUCUCUCCCUAACUUGCCAUCCGGCUUCCCCAUCCCAUCCGGCACUCCGUCCGACGGCCAGCCCCAGGAGGGCGGCGAGGGUAGCUUCCCCUUUCCUGGUCCUAGCGGUACAUUCCCCUCCGGCUUCCCCACUCCUUCCGGCGGCGCUGGCUUCCCUGGCCCCAGCGGACAGCCCGGUUUCCCUGCUCCUUCCGGCGGUGCGGGAUUCCCUGUUCCAAGCGGACAGCCCGACUUCCCUGCCUCCUCCGGCGGUGCAGGAUUCCCCGGACAGCCAUUCGACAAGCGGGACGACGGCGAAGGUUUCCCCUUCCCCGACCCCAGCAGCCUCCCCGUUCCCUCCGGAGUUCCCUCUGGCAUUCCUUCCGGCAUUCCAUCCGGCUUCCCUAUCCCCUCCGGCUUCCCCAUUCCCUCGGGCUCACCCUCCAACGGCUCCCCAUUCGGCGGCUUCCAGAAACAACAAAACCAGGACACCGACGACGAGGGCGAGGGUGACGAUGACGACGACGAGUCAUCCAUCCCCACCCCCUCCGGAGCCCCCGACUCCGCUCCCAGCGGCGAGCCCGACUUCCCCGCUCCAUCCGGGGGUGCUGGCUUCCCUACUCCCAGCGGCGGUCCGGUUCCUUCUGGCGCCGCUCCCAGUGGUUUCCCCGGCGGUCACCACGGUGAAGGCCACCAUGGAGGUAAGGGUAACGGUAACGGUCAUCAUGGCAAGGGUGGUCACGGCCCUAAGCCUACUGGAACCCUGCCUUCGGGCUUCCCUCAGCCUUCUGGUGGCUCUCGUCCCACUCCGUCUGGGGGUUUCCCUGCCCCUAGUGGUGGGGCGUUUCCUUUCUUUGCUUAGGUGAUUUCUCUUUCACUCUCUGAGUGAGUGUGUGUGUGUGCCUUGGGUAAGGGGUUGAGAUUGGGUUUUAGGGUGUGAGUUUGAAUGUGAAUGGAAUUGUGGGGUUGGGGGAGUGGUG